GUCACUAACUGUUAGCUUAGCUAGCUAGCUGAGACUCGGCUCCACCCCCAGGUUGCUCAGCUGUUCUUGUCAGAUAGCCGUUAAACGUUACGUAUUCAUGUAUUCCCAGAGGCAGGCAAAAUUGUAUAUUUUUCAAAAACUCAACAGGUAAAUAAGUCUGAGUAAGCUUUCAACUGAUAUGAGGAAAUGCUGUGUAACUAAGGAGGAGACUGUAUACAUUGGUAUUAGUUUUGGUGCUCUAGGUAUCGACACACCCACUUAAGGCAGUGCCUGCAUGUCUAGCUAAAGAUUAGCUAAAGCUGGGGUUAGCUCAUAUAACGCUGCCAUGGCCUCAGGUGGGGCCCCGGUGCCAGGGGCCACCCAUUUGGCCACCAAGGUGGAGCUGACCAUCUCCUGUGAGAACCUCAUGGACAUGGACGUCUUUUCUAAGUCUGACCCUCUGUGUGCCUUGUACAUCAACACUUCAGGCUCCCGCUGGCAUGAGUUUGGACGCACAGAGAUGAUCCUGAACUGCCUGAAUCCAAAGUUUGCCAAGAAGUUUGUGAUUGACUACUAUUUCGAGGUGGUGCAGAGGCUGAAGUUUUGCGUUUAUGAUAUUGACAAUACCACCUAUGACCUGAGUGAUGAUGAUUUUCUGGGGGAGCUUGAAUGUACCCUGGGCCAGAUUGUUUCUAGCAGGCAGAUAACUCGAUCUUUAUUGCUGGAGGACAAGAGGCCUGCUGGUCAUGGGACCAUCACAAUCUGUGCCGAAGAAAUAACAGAUAACAGAGUGGUAAACUUUGAGGUGUCAGCCCGCAGGCUGGACAAAAAGUUUUUGUGGUGGUCCGACCCUUUCCUGGAAUUCUACAAGCAUACAGAAACUGGAUGGCAGCUGGCUCACAGAACAGAGGUGGUAAAGGACAACCUAAACCCAAUAUGGAGACCCUUCCGCAUCUCAUUGCGAGCUCUCUGUGGAGGAGAUGUGGAGAGACCUAUAAAGGUUGAUUGUUUUGAUCACCAUGUCAACGGCUCCCAUGACCUUAUUGGGAGCUUUAAAGUCACACUUGCGGAGAUGCAAAUGGGAACACACAUUUCCCCGGCUGAAUUUGAGUGCAUUUCCCCAAAAAAGUUAAAGAAGAGAAACUAUAAAAACUCUGGGGUCAUUUGCAUCAAGGACUGCCAGGUGGUGAAGGAGUAUACCUUCCUGGAUUAUAUAAUGGGGGGUUGUCAAAUCAACUUCACUAUCGCCAUCGACUUCACAGGCUCUAACGGGCAUCCCAGCUCUCCCCAGUCCCUCCAUUACAUCAACCCUGAAGGCUAUAAUGAAUACCUGGCAGCCAUCUGGGCAGUGGGUAAUGUCAUCCAGGACUAUGACAGUAACAAGAUGUUUCCUGUCUUCGGUUUUGGAGCCCAGGUCCCUCCCUCUUGGCAGGUUUCCCAUGAAUUUCCUAUCAAUUUCAAUCCGGCAAAUCCAUUCUGCGCCGGCAUAGAGGGUGUGGUGCAUGCCUACCGGCACUGUCUACCCCAGUUGAAGCUCUGGGGCCCCACCAACUUCUCUCCGAUUAUCAACCAUGUAGCCUACUUUGCCAGACAAGCUCUUCGGCAGAAUAUGGCCUCACAAUACUUUGUGCUGCUCAUCAUCACAGAUGGAGUGAUCACAGACAUGGACCAGACACGCACUGCUAUUGUGGAGGCCUCGCGUCUGCCCAUGUCUAUCAUUAUAGUGGGUGUUGGAGGGGCAGACUUCAGCGAAAUGGAGGCCCUUGACAGUGAUGACAAAUUGCUGUGUUCGCCCAGGGGCGAUGUCGCUUCAAGAGACAUCGUCCAGUUUGUGCCCUUCAGAGAUUUCCAAGGAAACAGCGUGGCCCUUGCCCAGAGUGUCCUGGCGGAGCUGCCUGAUCAAGUGACCUCCUUCUUCAAGUCUUACAAGCUGAAACCCCCUAAUAUAUUCGGUGUUUCUGACCCAUCCUAGAAAGGCAGUGAGCUGGGAAAGGGUCGUGGUCAAGCGUUGGACAGGUUGUGGCAGCGAGAAGUCUGAGGAAGAGCAUGGUGCUCGAAAUGUUUCACAGCAUUAAAAAUCCUUCUAAUGGGAGCUAUUUGGUUUGAGGAUCUAUUUAUUUAAAUGAUAUGUCUUUGAUCCAGCACCCAUCCUAUUUGGCAUGGGGAUGUGCAUGUCCUUUUUUAAACAUUUCUUACAUGUUGUUUCAGCACCAUCACCCUGAUGUGACACUGUUUUUUCAGACCUUGUUGACAAAUCCUGGUUGCUUCUGUACAUUUGAGCAAAGUUUAAUUUAUCUAUAAGAUUAUGUCCUUUUUAACGAGAUGUUUAAUUUCGUACCAAGUUUGAGCUUUUUCCUGAUACUGUGGGUUUUUGGCACAUGUUGACUAAAUUUUAGGGAACGUGUGUAAGCAGUUCUAAAAAGUGUAAAUAUAUAUUUUUUCACUAUAGCAUCAGUGCUGUCAACUAAUGUAUGUUCACCACAAAGACACUGAACUUGUAGUGGCAAUCUAAUAACAAAAAAUGCCACUGGAGGAAAUUUGAAGACAUUUCCAACUGUAAUGGUGCAAAUGAUGAGGUCCGCCAUGACGUCUGAGUCUAACACUUUAUUAUUGAAUAAGUUCAACAACGCAAUUUGCACAAACCUACCACACUACACAUGCAGCACAAAUCGAAAUUGGCUACAACAGAACUGUUACCUCUUCUGGCACUGUGGGUUUUUUCUGAUAAAGGAAACAUUAGGUCACAGCUAGUAUACAUAACAUCACAGUCCAGUAAGCUUUAUUUAGGUCAAAUAGCUUUCCAACCGAAUAUAUUACACACUAUUCAAAUGUUAUUUAAAAUGACAUAGUCUACUACUAUUGAAUGAAUUUGUAUCUGUAGUCUUUGGAUUCUUAUACCAAGACUGUUGGGUGUACAAGUUGAUGGCUGGCAGGAAGAAAUCAAGAAAGAUAAUCAAUGUUAUUUGUUUCUGUAUUUAUUUUUUGUUCAUUUCAUAAUGUUUAAAUAUGUUUAUAUGUGUGCACCAAACCAAAGCAAAUUCCUAGUAAGUACUACUUACUGGGCAAUAAAUCUUUUCAGAUUCUGAUUAAAAAAAAAAAAAAAA
Messenger RNA from Sander lucioperca (pikeperch), 3083 nucleotides. RefSeq names its product copine-3-like. Gene Ontology annotation, molecular function: receptor tyrosine kinase binding; calcium-dependent phospholipid binding. The transcript is spliced from 17 exons. Gene Ontology annotation, biological process: ERBB2 signaling pathway; cellular response to calcium ion. NCBI's taxonomy places the organism in Eukaryota, Metazoa, Chordata, Actinopteri, Perciformes, Percidae. Bases 326 to 1951 code for a protein of 541 amino acids. The record is from RefSeq and is a predicted model, not a curated record. Gene Ontology annotation, cellular component: plasma membrane.